Messenger RNA from Salvia hispanica, 1370 nucleotides. RefSeq names its product deoxyhypusine hydroxylase-like. Gene Ontology annotation, molecular function: deoxyhypusine monooxygenase activity. The record is from RefSeq and is a predicted model, not a curated record. Lineage: Eukaryota; Viridiplantae; Streptophyta; Magnoliopsida; Lamiales; Lamiaceae. Gene Ontology annotation, biological process: peptidyl-hypusine biosynthetic process.
GAGAGAGCAAAAGUGAAAAGCCUUAUUUCUCAAUUGCUCCUCCAUCGCGACGCCAGUCCAUCCGGCCACGCCUCUGUCUCAUCCCCUAUCACUUCUCCAUCUUCCAUUGAAGAAAUACUAUUUAAAAGCUUGAAGCUUUAAAUUGGCUUGAACCAUAAUCAAUUCUUGGCGUUAAAAUUUCCUAAUGGAUAGUGAACGUUCAUUUAAAGUGCUGCCGGAAACAGAGAAGUUUCUUUGCGAACGGUUGUUGGACGAAAAGCAGCCUAUCUCCGAGCGGUUUAGAGUCCUCUUUUCACUCCGCAACCUACGUGGCGCUGCACCCCGUAAUGCUCUCAUCCAAGCAACUAGGGACACUUCAAACCUGCUCGCACAUGAGGCGGCAUUUGCUUUGGGUCAAAUGCAAGAUGCUGAAGCUAUCCCUGCAUUAGAAGCUGUUUUAAAUGAUCUUUCAUUGCAUCCCAUUGUGCGCCACGAGGCUGCAGAAGCUCUUGGUGCGAUUGGUUUGGAACGUAAUGCCCCGCUUCUUAAGAAUAGUUUGGUUUCAGAUCCAGCUCAGGAAGUUAGAGAGACGUGUGAACUAGCUCUGAGUCGAAUUGAUGGGUUGAAGAAUACUUCUGUGACUGAGACAUCCCCUUUCUUGUCAGUGGACCCUGCGGCUCCUGCUGCGUCUUCUUCUGUAGAAGAACUCAGGGAAGUUCUACUGAAUGAAGACAAGGGCAUGUACGAGCGGUAUGCUGCUCUUUUUGCUCUUAGAAACCUUGGGCGAGAAGAAGCUGUUUCUGCUAUCGUUGAGUCUUUAGGUGCCAAUAGUGCUCUACUGCGGCAUGAGGUUGCUUAUGUCUUGGGCCAACUGCAGAACAAGAAAGCUUCAGAUGCACUUUCACAGGUUCUAAGAGAUGUAAAUGAACAUCCUAUGGUUCGACACGAAGCAGCAGAGGCACUUGGUUCUAUUGCAGAUGAAGAAUCGAUUGCUCUGCUUGAGGAAUUUGCCAAAGACCCCGAGCCCAUCGUCUCACAGAGCUGUGAAGUUGCUCUCAGCAUGCUCGAGUUUGAAAAAUCAGGAAAAUCCUUCGAGUACCUUUUCAUGGAGACGCCACAAGCUUCCUGCUAAGUUGAAUUUCUUGUUUUUCAACCACAUUAUUCUCAACCAUUGCAGUGCAGAGAUGGAAAUGAAGUUGCUCUUAUUUUGUUAACAUCUCUCAACUUAUGAGUUUGGCUUUUAGCCUUGGGGUGCACACUCUACCCUGUCAAGGCUGGAGCUAUAACAUCUAACACCUACCGGUAGGAGUUUGAAGUUUGUAUCAACUUUUGUUUGAAUUUUGUCAUGAUACCAUAAAUCAGAGUAAAAUAAAAAGGUGCUGUUUUGAUAA